This is a messenger RNA of Prunus armeniaca (apricot), 279 nucleotides long. Lineage: Eukaryota; Viridiplantae; Streptophyta; Magnoliopsida; Rosales; Rosaceae. The record is from the annotation of a GenBank genome assembly.
AUGACGGGCGAUCUCAAAAUCCAAGUUUUUGUGUACGAUGUUAUGUUUGUGUGGUCAGAGCGGUGGGGGAGGGAUAGUGGAGUCCACCAGAGGAGAACCCAUCAAGAUGAUGGAAGGCCCAGGUGGCUUGAGAACUUGGGAUCAAUAGAUGGAUUGGGAAGGAGACUAGCCUGUGGAGAAGGUGUGAAUGAACCGGAUAGAACAGCGAAUGUGGAGGAUGGCUCAGGAGUCGAGGUUGUGAUGUGGUUGACAAGCAACGUCACUGAAGCUUGUAACUAG